Messenger RNA from Plasmodium inui San Antonio 1, 177 nucleotides. RefSeq lists its product as hypothetical. Lineage: Eukaryota; Apicomplexa; Aconoidasida; Haemosporida; Plasmodiidae. Bases 1 to 177 code for a protein of 58 amino acids. The transcript has a single exon. The record is from RefSeq and is a predicted model, not a curated record.
AUGGAAAAAGUAUUUGCUGCCCUCUCUGAAAAAAGUGAUAAUAACGAGAUUCAGAAUGAUGCCAGAAAAGUUAUAGAACACUCUAAUAAUAUGCUGCAACUCUCAGAAUCUCACAUUGAGAAACUGCGAUCCUUGAUGACCAAUAUUGAUAAAAAAUUGGAAGAAAUAAAAAAAUGA